Molecule: messenger RNA, 699 nt
Organism: Chrysoperla carnea
Lineage: Eukaryota; Metazoa; Arthropoda; Insecta; Neuroptera; Chrysopidae
Product: 15-hydroxyprostaglandin dehydrogenase [NAD(+)]-like
Exons: 5
Coding region: 1-699 (232 amino acids)
Cellular component (GO): cytoplasm
Molecular function (GO): oxidoreductase activity, acting on the CH-OH group of donors, NAD or NADP as acceptor
Source: RefSeq, a predicted model, not a curated record
AUGGAUGAUAAAACAAAUUUUACAAUUUCUGGAAAAGUUUGUGCUGUUACUGGUGGUGCUAGUGGUAUUGGGUUAUGUUUUGUAAACCAAUUAUUAGAACAUGAUGCACGGAGAGUGUACAUACUAGAUUUCAAUGUGACCACUGGUGUUGAAGUGGAACAGCACUUACAAAAAAAGUAUGGCGUAUCUCGUGUGAAAUUUAUACAAACUAACGUAGUUAAAGAAGAUAUGCUAAAAGAGUAUUUUAUGAUCAACUUUUUGUUAGAAAUUUUUGAUCAAAUCAUUGCUGAAAGUCAGCGUUUGGACAUUCUAAUGAAUAACGCUGGAACACUUUUCAAACAUCUGGUGAUUUCAGUGAACUUGAUGGGUGCAUACCACUGUUUAGAUAUAGCAAUUAAACACAUGUCAAAGGCAAAUGGUGGUUCAGGAGGUGUUAUCAUUAAUACGGCAUCAAAUAUGGGAUUAAUAGGCUGUAUCUCAAGUCCAUUAUAUUCAGCUUCCAAGCACGGUGUAAUUGGACUAACAAGAUCAUAUGCACAUCCAUGCUUUUAUGAAGAAUCAGGAAUACGUGUUAUGGCAAUAUGCCCAAACGCAACUGAAACACCAUUAUUAGACAUGGUAAAAGAAAAAACAAAAGUUCCAGUGAUCCAAAAUUUAAAAGGACAAAUAGAACGGGAAUUGAAACUAGCACAAUCGUAA